UUUACACGCUGGGCGAUUUAUUCAGCCAAUACGUGUUUGGAAACGGGGCGGGAUCAGCGUUACCAAGGCUUGUUCGACGUCAAGUAUAAAGGGAAUAUCAUGGUGCCCAAGUGGCCACGAAUGUUUACGUUAAGAAAAGACAACGAAAAGACGAGGCUCGGUGACGAACAAAGCUCAAGAAACGACCUUAUGAGCGCCGAGCACCCCUACAACAAGAAUUCACUUUAGGCCUUGUAAUGUGAAUGCCUCUCCACUAAUGAGACACUUUUACCAAUGGAAAGGGGGUUUCAGUUAGGAAACGUGGGCAUUUCUCUGGUGCUCCUGCUGUUGCUUCGAGCUCUGACUGGGACUUUUGCGAGUCAAAUACCCAUCGAGAAAGACCCCGACACGACCCCAGACCGGACGGACGAUGGACUUAUGGAGCAGCGGGCCCUGGAAAGUGUCACCGCUUCGGGUUAUGGAGACGUGACUAUCGAAGAUGACGAGAAUGGGGCGAAUGGGGAGAACGACGAGGUACCUGGGGACAACGAUGGAAACAGCCACCAAAGGUUUCUGGUGGUCAUCAGUACGCUGGAUGGCCGCAUCUCGGCGCUGGACCCCCAUAACCAGGGCCUGAAGCAGUGGGACCUGGACGUGGGCUCAGGAUGCCUGGUCUCCUCCAGCCUCAGCAAACCAGAGGUGUUUGGCAAUAAGGUCAUCAUCCCGUCUCUGGAUGGGGCGUUGUUCCAGUGGAACCGUGACAGUGAGAGCGGCGGGGCCGUGGAGGCGGUGCCCUUCAGCGUGGAGUCUCUGCUGGACUCCUCCUACCGCUACGGGGAUGACACCGUGUUGGUGGGGGGCAAGUCCCUCACCACCUACGGCCUGGGGGCCUACAGCGGAAAGCUGCAGUAUAUCUGCUCUGCGGUGGGCUGUAGUCGCUGGGGAGGGGAAGAGGCGGAGCCAGAGGACGUGCUGCUGCUCCAGAGGACCCAGAAGACAGUCAGGGCCGUCCGGCCACGCAGCGGCAUCGAGAAGUGGAACUUCAGUGUGGGCACGUUCGAGCUGAAGUUCCUUCCAGAGACCCAGUCGGGCAUGAACUUCUUGGAGGCGGAGCCACCGGUGGGGGAGACGCUGAGGAACAAGCGGGUGCUGAUCGACGAGGGCGAGGCCCACGGCCACGGCCACGGCACCACGGAGCCCCUGGACCUGGUCAUCAAGGUGUCCGUGCCCGACUGGAAGGUCAUGGCCUUCAGCACCAAGCUGGGUGGACAGCUCAUCUGGGAACACCAGUUCUGUACCCCGAUCGCUGCCGCCUGGCUGGUGGGAGGGGGCAAGGUGACGCCCAUCAGCCUGUUUGACGACACGGCGUACAGCAACCACAACCAAGAGGAGAAGGAGGAGGACGAGGACAUUAUGGAGAAGGAACACGACGACAACGAGAGCAGUGUAUAUCUGGGUAUGUUUCAGGGCCAGUUGUACCUGCAGUCCUCUGUGAUGAUCUCUGAGAAGUUCCCCUCCAAAACCAAAGCUCUCGUCCAGAGAGACCUCACUCCCCAGCCCAGGGUCAAAUGGAAACCCCUCAUAAACUCCCCCUCUCGAACCCCAGUGCUGGUGCCCUCGGAGGAGUUUCAGAAGUGUCUGAAUAACGAUCGCUUCUCCUACGAGGAGUACAGCAAUGGAGCGCUGUCCGUGCUGCAGUAUCCCUAUGAUAAUGGGUACUACCCGUACAGCGCGCGCUACCGUGGGCGUCGGGAGGUGGUGGUGUCGGAGCUGGGUCAGCGUGGCGAGGGUGGCGUGGCGGGGGGCGGCCGGCGUAAGGACCCGGGGAUGCUGCUCCCCUGGUGGAAGGAGAUCCUGGGCACCAUCUUCUUCUGCAUUGCCGCCACCACCUACAUCGUCCGCAAGUUCUUCCACCCCAACCCCCCCACCACCACCGCACGGCAGAGGAAGGAAUCUGAGACUCAGUGUCAGACUGACAGCAAGUUUGAUCUGGAUGAGCCCGAACCCAAAGAGGUGGUUGUCACGGAGACGCGCCCCAGUGAAUACGUAUCCAGGUACCUGACUGACUUUGAGCCGCUGCAGUGCCUUGGGCGAGGGGGUUUCGGGGUGGUGUUUGAAGCCCGAAACAAAGUGGACGACUGCCACUACGCUAUCAAGAGAAUCAGGCUGCCCAACAGGGAGGUGGCUCGUGAGAAGGUGAUGCGUGAGGUGAAGGCGCUGGCCAAGCUGGAGCACCCGGGCAUCAUCCGCUACUUUAACGCCUGGCAGGAGAGCCCCCCACAGGGCUGGCAGGAGGACAUGGACACACGCUGGCUCAAAGACGAGAGUGUUGCCGACUGGCCCCUGAGUUCCCCUGAACACCCUGAGCACAUGCUGGAGCCCGUGUCUGUGAAGGUGCCUGUGUGGAGCUCCUCGGAGCGCUCUGACCCGCUGUGCGUGUGUGUGGAGGGGGGCCCUGGCGGGGACGCCACCAACCACAGCCACAGCCUCAGCCUCAGCCUCAGCCACAGUCUUCUGAAUCUGCACGACAAACAGCAGGCCAGAGACAGCCUCAUGUCCGAGCACGAGCACACCCACACCAACACGCACGACCCCGAGGCCGAGGACCACGACCUGGAUCUGGACCCCGACUGCUCCUUUGAGCUGUGCCCGCCCCGCUCCAUCGCCAUCCCAUGUGGAGUCGGCGGUGGCAUUGGUGCCGGAGAUUGCACCUCCUCGUCCUUCGACAUCGUCUUCGAGGACUCGGGGUGUCACGAUAACCGUGAGGAGGACGAGGAUCAUGAGGAGGACUCUCAUAGGAACCGCCCCGGAGUGGUGAACCAGGGGACGUCCACCUCCACCAUACCCAGCGAUAAAGCGCCGUCCUCCUCCUCUGCCGCCACGUCUGCUGCUGGGUCAGCCAACCAGCAGCUGCAGCAACACUCGCGCGGCUGCCCCGCGUCCACCUCGCCGCCCCGGCCCUCCUCCCUCGCUCUCAGGCCCUCCACACCCCCCUCAGCAGCAGCCUGCCGGCCCCUGGCCACACCAAAGGUCUACCUGUACAUCCAGAUGCAGCUGUGUCGUAAGGAGAACCUGAAGGACUGGAUGGGCCAGCGGGGGGCGCCAGAGCUGCGCGAACACAGCGAGUGCCUCAACAUCUUCCUGCAGAUCGCAGAGGCCGUCGAGUUUCUACACAGCAAGGGCCUCAUGCACAGAGACCUCAAGCCGUCCAACAUCUUCUUCACCAUGGAUGACGUGGUGAAGGUGGGCGAUUUCGGCCUGGUGACUGCUAUGGACCAGGAAGAGGAGGACCAGGAGGAGAUGAGCGCCCUCACGCCCAUGCCCGUCUACGCCCGCCACACUGGGCAGGUGGGCACCAAGCUCUACAUGAGCCCUGAACAGUUAUCAGGCAACUCGUACUCCCACAAGGUGGAUAUUUACUCUCUGGGCCUGAUCCUGUUUGAGCUGCUCUGCCCGUUCCGCACCCAGAUGGAGAGAGUCCGGACUCUGACGGACGUGAGGUCCCUCCAGUUUCCAGCCUCCUUCACCAAGAAUAACGUCGAGGAGGAGGAGAUGGUGCGCUCCAUGCUAUCCCCCAACCCUGCGGCGCGUCCCGAGGCUUCUGACAUCACCGAGGCGCCCCUCCUGAACGACUUCGAGCUGCCCUGCCGCAUACGCCAGCGCUCACGCACCUACAGCGCCUCCUCAGCAGGACGACCCUCACGAUCAUCACACUCUUAAAGACAUGGACAUACACACACACACACACACACACACACACACACACACACACACACACACACACACACACACACACACACACACACAGUGCUUCCUUAAAGACACACACACACACACACACACAUACACACACACACACAUACACACACACAAAAACGCACACACAGACACAUGUACACACACCUACACACAUGUACAUUUCAUUGAGCAGCCCUGGUGGCUGCAAUCCCUAAGUCGCUUCACCUGUGCGCACAUGACCUGAUGGAAAACUGACAAACACCUAAAGACAUUAUCGUACACAUGCACACACACUCAUAGUACACAUACAUACACACACACACACACAAAGACUAAGACCCUUCUUCAGACAGACCGCCUUUGAUUGCUGUGGCCCCCCUCUUCUCUGGGGGAAGCUGCGGGGUGUGAAGUCCAUAUUUCUGCCUGCAUGAGGAAAGUCAGGAGACAUCUCUCUCUCUCCUGUCUGUCUAUCUGUCUGACGAUCUCUUCAUCCCCCUCUCCUCCUCCAUUUUUUUUCUUAGCUUUUUAGAAACUCUCACUCAGCAAAUUUAUGCUGAUACAGAUGAACGAGGAACCAUUUUUUUCUACUUUUCUCUUUCUUCUUACUGUAAAUAUUUUGACGACGAACACCCACCUAAUCCACACACAGACACAAGCACGCAUACUACAUGCCAUAUGCUCACAGAAAACACACGUAUGACAUGUACACACACACACGCCACAGCUGAGCAGACAUGCGAGUCUGUCUGUCUGUCUGUGUGAGGUGUGAGAUGCCUUGGAACAGACUGAGAUGUAUAGGCGGAAGAAGGGAGACGAUACCCUGUAGACUGGAAGAGGUGAAGACCUUCUCUCCUUCCCAUCAGGACCAGUGAGGAGUGUGCUCUCCGUUCAACUUGGAUGGGAUGUAUGACUGUGUGUGUGUGUGUGUGUGUGUGUGUAUGAGCAAGUAAAUGAUUGUAUGUGAUUGUGUGUGUGAGAGAGGGAGACGUGCGUUCACCAAACGGAGUGUGUGACCGUGAGGACACACCGUAAAGUUGUAGGAACCGGAGUGUUUAUUUGUUUUGUUUUCUUUUUCUUCUUAGAAAAUGGAGGCAGUGUAGGAGUUAAUCACUAUGGUGAGAAGUUUUAAUGCCUUCAGACAAUGUGUAUUCAAGUGAUCGGUGUGAGAUCGAGAGAGUGUGUGUGUGUGAAUGAUUGAGUGAGUGAGUGCAUGAUGGACUGCAUUUUUGCAUUUGUGGACUGUGUGUGUGUGUGUGUGUGCCUGUGUGUGUGUGCCUGUGUGUGUGUGCCUGUGUGUGUGUGCGUGCGCGCUGAUGUAGUGGCAUUACUUGGGGAUCAGGACCGAAGAUCACAUCAGCUACCAAAUAUCAAAGCUGCCCUUAAAUUGUGAAUAACAGAAAGUAAUUACUGUACGUUUUUUUUAAUAACCUAGAGCAUUCUUUCAUGAAGGCAGUUGAAAUGUUUUUGCAAACUGCGAAAAAAAAAGAAAUCUUAUUUUCCUGAGAUGUGAUUUCUUAUCAAAAAUGUGUUGACGCUCAGAUAACCAGAUGAAGUGAGAGCGGUUCACGAACGUGACACCUGCAGAUCAGGAUGAACUGUGUAAAUUAGGUGUUAGAGUGUGUGUGUGUCCACAAACUGUGACCAAGAGCCAUGUAAGCCCUGGCAGUACAGAGGUGCGUUUCUCGAAAGCAUAGUUGUUAGCCAGUUAGCAACUUGGGUUGUUGUCAAUGGGAAAUUGCAUUGCAAACAACAAAGUAGCUAAUAUAGUUAGCCAAUAUGGUUUCGAAAAAUGCACCCCAGGCCUCCUGUUUACAGCAGUGUAAAUCCCUUCAAAACACACUUAUUAACUUAAUAAUAACCAUACUACACACUCACUUCAAACCAUCUGUGCUACUUGCUCACGGGACAAAGUGCUCACAAAACCUCACCAUACAAUAGUAUCCUAGAGUAUCGAACAAAAAAAAGAAGCAAAAAACAAUCACAGUAUAUCACAGUGUCUCCGCAUCUCGCUUUUCUUAAAAAUAUUUACACACUUCUGACAGUUUAUUGAAUACCCUUCAUAUCUUUUGCAAAAGAUAACAGUUAUGGUUGGGUUUUUUGUUUUGUUUUGUUGGGUUUUCCCCUGCCUGGACUUUUUCAGAGACGGGUUCUUUAUAGGAUGAAAAUGUGUAAUUGAAGUUCAAAAGUAGUUCAGCUGAUCUCUCUCUGUCCACUUUCCAGAUCACGCCAAGACCAGUGCAACGUCCUCAAUAUAUCGGCCUCUCCUCUCCUUAAACUUAACACGAUUGUUGUGUCCUUUGGGGCUCCGUUCUUCCGGAUUUUUCUCCCCCCUCUCCCCUUUUUUUCUCUAUUUCCUUGUAAAUAUGUUUAUUUGUUUCUAUUUAUGUUUGUUGCAGAAAUCAAUCCUGUGGGGUUGGUGGUUUAUAAAUAUUAAACAAAAAAAAUUAUAUGAAUGUGUUUCAGACACUGGAGCGCAUUGGAAUAUUGUGACUUCUGACAAGUCAGGAUUUAAUAAUAAAAACGUUCUAUGACAUUUGUACAUA
Engraulis encrasicolus (European anchovy) is the source of this 6260-nucleotide messenger RNA. It is a transcript of the gene eif2ak3, whose product is annotated as eukaryotic translation initiation factor 2-alpha kinase 3. Gene Ontology annotation, molecular function: protein binding; eukaryotic translation initiation factor 2alpha kinase activity; ATP binding. Gene Ontology annotation, biological process: protein phosphorylation. Gene Ontology annotation, cellular component: cytoplasm; nucleus. Bases 274 to 3699 code for a protein of 1141 amino acids. The transcript has 18 exons. The record is from RefSeq and is a predicted model, not a curated record. Lineage: Eukaryota; Metazoa; Chordata; Actinopteri; Clupeiformes; Engraulidae.